Molecule: messenger RNA, 5014 nt
Organism: Diorhabda sublineata
Lineage: Eukaryota; Metazoa; Arthropoda; Insecta; Coleoptera; Chrysomelidae
Product: furin-like protease 2
Exons: 17
Coding region: 396-4076 (1226 amino acids)
Biological process (GO): protein processing
Cellular component (GO): trans-Golgi network; Golgi membrane
Molecular function (GO): serine-type endopeptidase activity
Source: RefSeq, a predicted model, not a curated record
GUCAGUUCGCAGUUGAUUUUCGUGGAACGAAGUGAAUUUCGCGGGCUCUUAUCAAUUUUCCAGUGGCGAUGUUUUCGUAAGUUUUCCCAAAACUUUUUAUUCCUAUUAAAAUCUAAAACUAAAUCCGAAUAUGAUGUUUUCAUGUUAGUGUCCAAUAAAUAUCUAUGUAGUUUUGUGUUUUUAAUGUGUUAGAAGUGUAUGAAAGCUGAAAGUGAGAUAUAUAUAUGAUAUAUCUUGUAGAAAGUGGAUUUUGCUGAACUUGAAUUUCGCUAUAUCGGUAAACUGAAGUUUGGAUAACAUAUGACUACGUUUCUAUUCCUAAAAAGCGUUCUUCAAUUUCCAAUAUAUUAUAUGAGAUUCUUCUUGUGGUACAGUUCACUAGAAUAUUUGUAAUUAUGGUAAACAACUGCAUCGGUUGGUGGAUAUUUAUUAUCUCGUCUUUUAUUAUGAAUAUCGAGUCGAAAAAAAAUGAACCGACGACGUAUCACAACCAGUUCGCAGUUCAUAUACCAGAUGGCGUUGAAAUUGCGGACGGUAUUGCUGUUAAACACGGAUUCAUCAAUAGAGGGCAGAUUGGAUCUCUGAAAGGUUUCUACUUGUUCGAACACGAGCACGUCCGCAAGAGGUCCCUGCAGGCGGCCGAUCAUCAUCACCGCAACUUGAACGACGAGCCCCAGGUUAAAUGGUUUGAACAACAGCGGGAAAAAAUACGUAAAAAAAGAGAUUUUGACGAUGGUCCUUCGGUGCCAACUUUCGGUCAAUUUAUAAGUGAAGUAGCGCCGUCAGCUUCGGCGGAUUCAUUUCACGGACAACCUAGAUAUAGAGCCGUUCCGUCUGUUUCGUUUCCAGAUCCUUUGUUCAAAGAACAAUGGUACUUGAAUGGGGGGGCUAAAGAUGGUUUAGACAUGAAUUUGGCACCUGCCUGGCAGAAAGGUUAUACGGGUCGAGGUGUGGUGGUUUCCAUACUCGACGACGGCAUUCAAACCAACCAUCCAGAUCUAGCACAAAACUACGAUCCAUUGGCGAGUACUGAUAUUAAUGGAAACGACGAUGACCCCAUGCCUCAAGAUAACGGCGAUAAUAAACAUGGUACGAGAUGUGCUGGAGAAGUAGCUGCCGUAGCUUAUAAUCAAUUUUGUGGUAUUGGCGUUGCUUAUAACGCCAGUAUAGGUGGUGUACGUAUGUUGGAUGGCGUCGUAAACGACGCGGUCGAAGCUCGUGCUUUGGGAUUAAACCCUGAACACAUCGAUAUUUAUAGCGCCUCUUGGGGUCCUGAAGAUGACGGUAAAACCGUUGACGGUCCAGGUCCUUUAGCGAGAAGGGCGUUUAUAUACGGGGUUACCAGCGGAAGAAAAGGAAAAGGAUCGAUUUUUGUAUGGGCUUCUGGUAAUGGCGGUAGACAUACAGAUUCCUGUAAUUGCGACGGAUAUACGAAUAGCAUUUUUACUUUGAGUAUAUCGAGUGCUACUCAAGGCGGGUAUAAACCGUGGUAUUUGGAAGAAUGUUCGUCGACUUUAGCUACAACGUAUAGUUCGGGUACUCCCGGACACGAUAAGAGCGUCGCCACCGUCGAUAUGGACGCCCGUUUGCGUCCUGAUCAUAUUUGUACGGUGGAACACACCGGUACAUCGGCGUCUGCGCCCUUAGCUGCCGGUAUCUGCGCCUUAGCCCUAGAGGCUAACCCCACGCUAACGUGGAGGGAUAUGCAGUACCUCGUAGUGUUAACUUCGAAAGCGGGUCCAUUGGAAAAGGAAGCCGGUUGGAUAGUGAACGGCGUUAGAAGGAAGGUUUCACAUAAAUUCGGUUACGGUUUAAUGGACGCCGGAGCAUUGGUGACAUUAGCCGAAAAAUGGACGACGGUACCACCGCAACAUAUUUGCAAAAGUCAAGAGAUCGUCGAAGAUCGACCGAUCAAUCCGUCUUACGGUACUACUUUGGAAUUUAAUAUGGACGUCGACGCUUGCGGUGGUACUUUGAACGACGUUCGAUUUUUGGAACACGUUCAAUGUAAAAUAUCCCUUCGAUUUUUUCCUCGGGGUAAUCUACGUAUUCUUCUAACCUCCCCGAUGGGUACUACCAGUACUCUACUAUUCGAAAGACCGAGAGACGUGGUUAGUUCAAAUUUCGACGAAUGGCCGUUCCUCAGCGUUCAUUUUUGGGGUGAAAAAGCAGAAGGAAGAUGGAAAUUGCAGAUAGUUAAUUCGGGAAAUCGGCACGUAAAUCAACCGGGCGUUUUAAAAAAAUGGCAGUUAAUCUUCUACGGUACUUCCGUUAAUCCUGUUAGAUUACGUCCGCCGAACGGAGCUCGAUCGACGCCUUGGAAAUCGCCUUUGAAUACGUUCGCUUUUCCUACACAAACUAUACCAGUGACGCCGAUAACGAAUAAUUUUUUCGAGGAUAAUCUGUUCAGGAAUUUUCAGGAUUUUCCUAAUAUUUACGCUUUUUCCGGUUCGGAACGACGAGAAACCGUCAAAUCUAUUAACGAUAAAAAAGUUCGAGAUGAUAAUGAUAUCGAAAAUAACGACCAAGAAACUAAAGAGGGUUGCGACGAACAAUGUGACGAACAAGGGUGUUUCGGUAGGGGUCCUACGAAGUGUAUAGCCUGCAGGAAUAAAAGGAUGGACAAAACGUGUGUUUCGACUUGUCCUCCAAGGAGUUACGCGGAUUCUCAGAACGUCUGUCAACCGUGUCACGAAGCAUGCGAAACAUGUACAGGACCGGAUCAAAAAAGUUGUUUAACUUGUUCGCCUGGUCACGUUAGAGUUCUCGAUUUAGAUAUAUGUUUGCAACAAUGUCCGGAAGGGUAUUACGAAAAUUUCGCCGAUAAAACUUGUAUUCCGUGUCAACCGAACUGCGCCGGUUGUCAAGAUAGACCAGACCAUUGUACCAGCUGUGAUCAUCACUUAUUAUUAUUCCAAAAUAAAUGUUUAGCUUCGUGUCCGCUUAGUACUUACGAAACCGAUGAUUACGGCUGCGCGUCUUGUCACGAAUCGUGCGAAACCUGUAGUGGUUCGAAUAGUUCGCAAUGCGUUUCGUGCCCUUACGGUAGAUAUUGGCACGAAGGUCGUUGCGUUAAAGAAUGUCCGGCUCACCAUUACGCCGACGUUCAACAAAAAGAAUGUAUAGAAUGUCCGCCCGGUUGUAGCGAAUGUAAUAAGACGACUUGUAUAUCGUGUUUGGACGAUUGGAAGGUGAACAGUAAAGGCAGAUGCGUUUCUCAAAAUAGUGAUAAAUGCGACGUAGAUCAGUAUUACGAUAACGGUUUGUGUAAACCUUGUCAUUCGACUUGCGAUUCGUGCGACGGUCCGACGGAAAAGGCGUGCAUAUCGUGCGCAAGUCCGUUGAUACUUCAAGGUACUAAAUGCGUGGGAAAAUGUAAUAAAGGGUUUUAUAACGAAAGGGAUAGUCAAAUAUGCGAACCUUGUUUGCACGCGUGCGAAAGAUGCGUCGCCAAAACUAAUUGUACCGAAUGUAAAAGCGGAUUACAGUUACAAAGCGGGGAAUGCGCCACAACAUGCGCUACGGGUUAUUACAGCGACAAAGGCAUAUGCUUACGUUGUUACAUGAGUUGCAAAACUUGCAGCGGUCCAGGACCAGAUCAAUGCGUCAGCUGUCCGAACGGUUGGCAACUAUUAUCCGGCGAAUGUCGUCCCGAUUGUCCCGAAGGAUACUACAAAACCGAAUACGGUUGUCAGAGAUGUCAUUAUUCGUGUAGGAAUUGUCCAGGUUGCAAAAAUGAAGAAACCAAAAGGAAAAUCAACGUCGAAGCGCUCCUGUUAUCCGCCCAACCGGGAACGACUUUACAAAUAGUGAAUCCUUUUAAUUUAGUUACUGGAAUUGCGAUAAUUGCGAGUUUGUGUGUCGUCAUACUUUUUAUAACGAUAUUCGUUAUAUUACAAAAGAACAGUUUGCAAGCCCAACAGCGUGGUUACAGUAAAGUAUCAAUAAAAAAACCGAAAGUAACUUGUAAUUACAACGUUGUAUCAGUAAGCGACGACGCCGAUUCAAGCGAUUCGGACAGUUCGGACGGACGUAAUCUGAUAACGACGCCAAAACCGGAAAAGACAUCUUGUUGAAAUGAAAAUGAACACGGAAAACGAACCGAUAAAGGUAUAUACAGUAAAAAAGAAGAAGAAAAUUUUAAACAUACUACAUAGUGUAAAUAUUUGAUACGAACAAAAAAAAUACUGUCUUCAUUGGAUGUUGUACGCCAGCGGGUUAAUUUUUAUUUUUUCGAAAAUGAAUCGGCUAAGAAAUAAAAAGAAAAGAAAAUCUCGAAAAUUCUCAUUCCGAAUACUACUUAUUAAGUUUUAUUAAUUCUAUUUAAGAUUGUAUAUUUACUUUAUUAUUGUAUACGUAUAUUUUUAUAAAAAAAAAUAAACAACCCCCUCCAUUCAAAAAUUCGAGUGUAAAUCGAUUUUUUUUUCAUUUUUUUAGUAAUUAAAUCGAAACUAAAAUAUACUUACCGUUAAAAUCUCUCUAUUUACAUUCAUUAUUUCAUUUAAUCACGAUAUAGACGUUAAAUUUCUCUUAAAAUGCGAAAAAAACUACGUUUGACAACACUGCAACGUCCGCAUCUUCUAUAUGACAAUAUACAUAUUUCCCCGUAACAUCCGCUUACGUUUCUACGAAACAAAAGAAAGAUUAUGCGCGGCAAUAAUGUAAUUUCUGUAAUUUUCUUUGAAAUGGUAUUUAGAUUUAGACGAAAUUACUUUUAAUUUUGGAAACGUACUUCGCGUUUUCUAUAUUUCCCCAGAUCAAGGGAAAAACUCGGUAUUGCAACAAUGCAAUUUUCAUAAAUUCAAUAAACUGUUUAAAAACUACUGAAACUAAUUUUGACAUUGAAGAAAUUGAUUUCACAUGAAAAAUUACUAUCAAUCAAGAAAAAAAUUUAAAACGGUUCAAUUAUUGACGUUGCAAGAAUCGAUUAUUUCGUUUAAAAAUCAAAAAACUGUUUGGAAAAUACUAAAAAAUCGAUUCGUUUUGACAUUACACAAAUCGAUUAAUAAACAGU